GUUUAGAUCAGGAAGGCAGGAAACGGAUUGAAAUCGUCGUUUCUAGAGAGAGAGAGAGAGAGAGAGAGAGAGAGAGAGAGAAGAGACGAUGUCGUACCUUCUACCUCACUUGCAUUCCGGGUGGGCUGUCGAUCAGGCGAUUCUAGCCGAGGAAGAGCGUCUCGUGGUCAUACGUUUCGGCCAUGAUUGGGAUGAAACCUGUAUGCAGAUGGAUGAGGUGUUGGCAUCAGUUGCUGAGACGAUCAAGAACUUUGCGGUGAUAUAUCUGGUGGACAUAAGUGAGGUUCCAGACUUCAACACCAUGUACGAGCUCUACGAUCCAUCGACGGUCAUGUUCUUCUUCAGGAACAAACACAUUAUGAUCGAUCUCGGAACUGGUAACAACAACAAGAUCAAUUGGGCUAUGAAGGACAAGCAGGAGUUUAUUGAUAUCAUUGAGACCGUCUUCCGUGGUGCAAGGAAAGGUCGUGGGCUCGUGAUUGCUCCUAAAGAUUACUCUACCAAAUACCGCUACUAACCCCAACACAUUGGAGUUUGUUUCAGAAAAACAUUGGAUCAAAAAACUCUUUCAUGUUGAGUGGUUAUGGUCAGUUGAAAUAUCCUAUGAACUUGUUGCAUACAUAUGCUUUGAUGAUUUGUGAUUCCUUCUUGCUUACUCUUUUCGGCUGUUUGCCAUUUAUGUAUUGCAGUAUCUUCGAACAUGAAUCACUGAAAUGAAUGAGUUUAUGUUUAACCUGUA
This is a messenger RNA of Brassica oleracea var. oleracea, 739 nucleotides long. Its product is annotated as thioredoxin-like protein YLS8. Gene Ontology annotation, cellular component: U4/U6 x U5 tri-snRNP complex; U5 snRNP; spliceosomal complex. Gene Ontology annotation, biological process: mRNA splicing, via spliceosome. The transcript is spliced from 2 exons. The record is from RefSeq and is a predicted model, not a curated record. The coding region runs from base 89 to 517 and encodes 142 amino acids. NCBI's taxonomy places the organism in Eukaryota, Viridiplantae, Streptophyta, Magnoliopsida, Brassicales, Brassicaceae.